Messenger RNA from Diversispora eburnea, 291 nucleotides. NCBI's taxonomy places the organism in Eukaryota, Fungi, Glomeromycota, Glomeromycetes, Diversisporales, Diversisporaceae. The record is from the annotation of a GenBank genome assembly.
AUGCGUGUUGAUCUAGUUGAAUAUACAUUAUCGAAAGAAGUUGAAGAUGCAUUAAUAUCUAUUAAAGAAUUAAAAGAAAUAUCUAAAGGAACAAGAGAUUUUAUUAAAAAUUCACAAUUAUAUAGGGAAAUUAUGUAUAGUAAAAUUAACUUCGAAUCUUAUGAAGAUCCAUGUUCAACGAUUCAACCAAAACGUAUUUCUCAAGAUACACUUGAAGUAUUAAUUUUAUCCAAAGUAAAAAAUAUAAAUUAUGAAAAGGCCGAUUGUAAUGGAUUUGGAAUUACUACUUUA